This is a messenger RNA of Fonsecaea nubica, 537 nucleotides long. RefSeq lists its product as hypothetical. The transcript is spliced from 2 exons. Bases 1 to 537 code for a protein of 178 amino acids. The record is from RefSeq and is a predicted model, not a curated record. Lineage: Eukaryota; Fungi; Ascomycota; Eurotiomycetes; Chaetothyriales; Herpotrichiellaceae.
AUGUCGUCCUUCAACCAAAGUCCGUCUUGGCUCGCCGGACAUGCAACCAGUGGGGGCCAGCCUUAUGGCUCCGAAAUCGUAGAGGAGCUCCUCAAUCAUAUCGAGAUUCACGGCAAAGAGGAAUGUCUCAAUCAGAUCAAGAGCUGGCUGCAGCGCCAAGAGCCCUCGCGCGGCCACCAGUCCAGGAGCGAGUUGCAAGUUCAACAUAUGAAAGCAGAAUUUCAGUAUGUGAAAGAAGCAUCUUGGAGGGGCGCAAGGGCUGCUCUCGGUGAAGAUCACAGCGCUGGAGCUGGUGAGCAAGAGAACGGUCUAGAGGCUCGAUCAAGAAAAGAGCUCAGUACUCAAGAAGCAACUGGAAAUGACGAGUCUCUCAUUUCCAAUUCAAAUAUGGAAGCCACACCUCAACAUGCGAGCAAAACCCCCCAAGCUAUCCGUGACAGCACCUCGAAACUCGACAGCUCUUCGACAACGCUGCCCGAUGAGUCGAAUAAAGAGUCUCAGAUUCCGCAUCCCCAAACGACAUCUCGUCGAAACUAG